Molecule: messenger RNA, 261 nt
Organism: Paramecium sonneborni
Lineage: Eukaryota; Ciliophora; Oligohymenophorea; Peniculida; Parameciidae
Source: the annotation of a GenBank genome assembly
AUGAAUCUAAAUUCACAUUUCUAAUUUUAUUUCUAAAUUUAAUUCAUUGGGUUUAUGAUUAAAAUGUAUUUAGUUUUUGAAUUAAUCAUAUUACUUUUCAACCAACUUAAAUUUUACAAAUUAAAAGAAUUAUAAAAUGUAAGAUUAUUUUUUCAAGAAUCUAAGACUUUCAUAUUUCAUUAUAGGUAUCACUUUCGGGGUUUUUGUGUAUAAUCAAAAAUUGCUUAUGGAAUUUUUGAUGCAGAAUUUAUUUUUCUUUGA